This is a messenger RNA of Carassius carassius (crucian carp), 2488 nucleotides long. Its product is annotated as E3 ubiquitin/ISG15 ligase TRIM25-like. The coding region runs from base 34 to 2268 and encodes 744 amino acids. The record is from RefSeq and is a predicted model, not a curated record. Gene Ontology annotation, molecular function: zinc ion binding; protein binding; RNA binding. The transcript is spliced from 16 exons. Lineage: Eukaryota; Metazoa; Chordata; Actinopteri; Cypriniformes; Cyprinidae.
UUUUAAUGAAAAGCCUUUCAAAAGGAAAGAGCAAUGGCCCAAUCAUCACCAAAAAGAAGAGAAACCAGACAAAAAAAAGGUCUAACUGAACCUUCAAUCAGGUCAUCCUCCCGUGGUCGACUGACUGAGGAGCUUCAGUGCUAUAUAUGUCUGGAUGUCUUCACUGAUCCAGUCAGCACUCCAUGUGGACACAACUUCUGCAAGACCUGUCUGAAUAAGUGCUGGGACAACAGCCAGACCUGCAGCUGUCCUUACUGUAAAGAAACAUUCAGCCAAAGACCUGAUCUCAAGAUUAACACCACACUCAGAGAGGUUAUAGAUCACUAUAAGAAGAAAACGCCUAAUAAAAACGCUGAAGUUUUGUGUGACAUCUGUGAGGAAAGAAAGCUGAAAGCCCUAAAGUCAUGUGUGGUGUGUCAGAGCUCUUACUGUGAAACUCAUCUGGAGCGUCAUUUGAGAGUGGCAGGUUUAAAGAAACACAAACUAAUUGAUCCUGUGAGUAAUCUGGAGGACUAUAUAUGUCAGACACACGAGAGACCUCUGGAGCUGUUCUGUAGAGAUGAUCAGACAUGUUUGUGUACGAUGUGUGCUCUGUCAGAUCACAAGAACCACAACACUGUUCCUCUAGAAGAGGAGAGUGAAAAGAAGAAGGCUCAACUGAUGAAAACACAGAAAGAUGUGCAGCAGAAGAUUCGGGAGAAAAUCAAUAAGAUUCAAGCCAUCAAACUCUCAGCAGAAGUUAGAAAGAGAAACACGGAGAUGGAGAAAGCAGCCCGUGUUGAGUUCUUCACUGAUCUGAUCCGCUCCAUUGAGAGAUGUCAGACUGAACAGCUGGAGAUGAUGGAGGAGCAGCAGAAAGCAGCAGAGAAACAGGAGAAAGAGCUCAUAGAAGAGCUGGAGCUGGAGAUCUCUGAGCUAAAGAUGAGAAACACUGAACUGGAGCAGCUCUCACACACUGAAGAUCCCCUCCACCUUCUACGGAUUUACUCAUCCCUGUGCAGCUUUACAAACACCAGAAACAGGCCUGAGAUCAGCAUGAAGACUGAUGUGAGUCUGGAGACUCUGAGGAGAGCUCUGACUCAACUGCAGCACACUCUAGAUGAGAAAUUCAGAAAAACAAAGCUGAAGAGGAUGCAGCAGUAUGCAGAGAGCAGAUCCUCAGUUUCUUCAGGGCACAAUAGCAGCAGUGCCGCAGAUGCGCUUGUGAAAAACUCCAAACUGUCUGAGGCUCCAUCUGAGUUUGUCCCGGGCUCUUAUGCAUCAUUCCAGGAUGAUGUAUAUUCUGAUGAAUCUAAGGGAUACUAUGCUGAGCCCUCAUUGGCUGAUUUCGUUCAGGAAUUCGUAAGCCAUCUGUACUCAUCUCCAGGGUCCUUUGAGACAGAAAUCGAUUACAUCACAGACACACUGAACAGCUGCGUCACUACAGAGGAGACUCUGCAGGAGCUGGUAGAGCUCAUCUACGUACAGUCCACGUCUGUCCCUCACUUCGCCUACACGGUAGCGAGGCUGUGUAACCAUCUGUCUCAUCACAUCCAUUUCAGUCCAGCCAGCGGUAACUUCCGACAGCUGCUGCUGAAGAGGUGUCACACUGAGUAUGAGCAGAGGGAGCAGGCCUUGAGAGGAGAUCCAGACACCCAGAAAAAGUUUUACUCUUAUGUGCUGUUUCUGGGGGAGCUUUACAUUAACCUGGAGAUAAAAUGUGGAAAGAACAAACCCAGGCGAGCUAAUAUCUUACUGGGAGCACUAAAGGAUCUUUUGAACACAUUAUUUUCUCACCCAGAUAACCCCAACCUAAUGUGUGCUGUCAAGUUACUCAAGCUGACUGGUUCCGUUCUGGAAGACACAUGGAAGGAGAAAGGCCAGUCUGACAUGGACGAGGUAAUCAAGAAAAUCGAAGACAUUGUGCUGGAUGCCAAAUGCAGCCGAGAUGUCAGGACGAUGCUGUUGAAACUGGUGGAGCUGCGAUCCAGUAACUGGGGUCGAGUUCACACAGCCGCUGUGAGCAGUGACGCUACACCUGACAACGACCCCAACUACUUUAUGAAUGAACCAACCUUCUACACAGCAGAUUGGACGCCUUUCACAGCAGCGGAUCCUGAAUUCUCAGAGAAAUACCAGGAAAUUCUAGACAGAGACUGCUUUCCUGAUGCAUAUGAAGAGGAUGGAAAUUAUUUUGAUGAAGAUGAAAUGGAUCCGGAGAUGGAGGAGGCAUUCGAGAGGUUUUGCAUGGAGUCGGACGCAAGAAGAAAGAAAUAUGUGAUUGUGUGAUGGUCAUGUUGAUGCCACACCUGACCAGCUGGAAGGUUUCAGAGCGGAAAAACUAAGAACAUUUUGGUUGAUUUACGUUUGAUUUGGCUACAGUGUCACUGGAUUCAAAGGCUGGGAUUACUGUUUAGAUGUAAUGCAGCAUAAUUGUCAAGUCUGUCAGGCCAUCAAGUUACCAUUGGUUUUGCAUUUAGGUUGUGAGCUUAACUUUGUUCAUUCUGAU